CCAUGGAUAUAGAACAUUGGCCAUUCGACUGGGAUGCUGUCAAUGUCCCAGGAUCUCCUGGAUUGACUCGACUAUUCGACCGAUUGGAGCAUGAAGCCUCUAUAACACCUAUGGAUCUCGGUGAUGAAGUUGUGGAAGAAAAGCAGCCGGUCUCAGGAAUUGAACUUCGCGACAAAGUAGAGUGCGGUAGUACAACAAACAGGUAAAUCUCUUCCUAUGGUCGCAUGCGGAACGCUGCAUUGCAGCUUGUAAAUACACCAGGGAAAAUACUUCAAUCGAGCCCCUUGUUUGAGCUUGAUAUUUUUCCAACUUUUAGGAAUAUGCCUAGUCAUCGGAUGAUGGUGCCUGCAUCUGCUCGAUCAAUUGAAACGUGAAAUAUAGAACUCGAAGACUGGGAAUUCAAACUUUUGAAAUUAGCGGAGAUACAAUCAGCGCAUAAUCCAGCAAGCAUUUUAUGUAUUGAGCACUUGAUCUUUCUUCAUGCAAAUCUAGACUUCGACCUCCUGGGUUUAUAUCUUCGACUCGUAGAUGCAAGACUAAAAGACGUCAACCGCAACGAUGACAAAAUAAUAGGGACUUACCUUAACAUUGUCGAGGAGCUCUUGCGGCAAGGCAAAAAUUCAGAUGCAAAAUGCUUACAUCGCAGUUUACACGAAACGAUCCAAGAAUCUGGGUUGAGUGUUGAACAAUCUUUGCAUAUUCGGUUGUCCUAUCUGGAAGCCCAUAUUCUAUGGGUAGAUGAUCACAAGCAGGAGGCCGAAAAUAUCAUCGGAUUAGCGGUACAGAAAGCUUUAAGAUUCCUGGGCCCAAGUCAUAAAACAACGAUGAACGCGUUCAGCCUUCUUGGCCGAUGCUCGAAAUAUCUGGCAGCAUAUCAUAUUCAGAAGCCGAGAAGCUAUAUAGAUACAUCAUACAAGCAGACAGAAGUGGUUUGCAAAAUGCAUCUUGGGGUUACUUCGAGAAUAUCCUGCGUUUGACCCUCGUCCUGGAAGAUAUGACACAAUCUGAAGCAAGUUACAAUCUGUGUACAUACAUCAUUGGACGCUUGAAACAAACAUUUGGGGAGGGGCACUAUCGGAUUCGUGAAUUUCAAUCCACACUAGGUGGUCUCCUUUGUGCAUGGGGCAGGCUACCAGAGUCUAUCAAACUUUUCUAUGAGAUAAUUACAGAAGAAGAUAUUAAUCAACAUCCUUUCCGAGAAUAUAUUUGUCAUCAGCUGGCUCACACCCUACGUGAAGAUGGAAAUUAUCGGAAAGCGAUAGUUUGAUAUAAAAGUUGUCUAUUAUAUACAGUUGAGCUACGUGGUUGGGGUAGUAAUCAUAUGAUGAUCAUGGGUUCUAGUGUAGGACUACGGGAGUGUUAUAAAGAGCUAUCGCGGUUCGAGGAUGCAUUGCUCUUUGCUGAGAAGCUUUUAGAAAAAUUAAAGAUUGCUCUUACAGAUGGUCAUCCGUCUAUCCAAAAGGUCGAAAGUUAGAUUGGUUGGGUACAAGAUCUUAUUGAUGAGAGCGGUGCGAGUAUCGAGGAGAACGGGGGUGAGGAUGAGAGUGAGAGUGAGAAUGAGGAUAUUAUAUAUGAUGUGAGCUUGGAUGAGAUUUUCGAAAUAGAAGACACAGAGCUUGAUGAAAGGAUUGUCAAGAUAAUCAACCAGAUUAGCACAAUAACACUGGUCUAAGAUUGUGACUGCACAGAAUAGGUAAAUUCGGCUCAUUAUCACCACUGUGUUCAGCAGAUUAACACAUCUACAGAGUCAAUAUCAUUUGUCGAGUACGGGUUUUGAAUCGAGUAAUCACUCGACUUUCGAUGAUUUCUCUCUCCUGCACUGGAUAUUCCACGAGUGGCUUGACCUCCACGUUCCAUUCCAUACCUCCAGCAUACUAUAAAACUCGGCGAUAUCAUGCGAAGAUUUACCACCAACUUUCACUCCGAUCAUCAAAUAUAUAGUCAUAAUGUUUCGAUUUCAUCAACAAA
Messenger RNA from Sclerotinia trifoliorum, 1968 nucleotides. The record is from the annotation of a GenBank genome assembly. NCBI's taxonomy places the organism in Eukaryota, Fungi, Ascomycota, Leotiomycetes, Helotiales, Sclerotiniaceae.